AUGGUAUGCGUGAGCUCCAGGGAAUAUCCAGAGACAGACUUGUGCAAGAAGCUUGUAUAUUGCAGUGGUGGCAGAUGGAACGCUGCGACGGUGGGAGAAAAAACGUCCUUUUUUUUCGAGGUGCCGGCUUUCAACAGCGACGGGACGCCGGAUCUUGGUGUCUAUGAGGAAGUUUUGGGUGUAUUUUCCUCGUGCUUUAGAAGUCCUACAUUCAACAAAGAUUACGCAAGACGGGAGAUUAUGGCCAUCGACAGCGAGCACACAAAGAACUGUUCUGUGGUAGGAAAGAUGGCCCAUCACGGUCUGCGGCUGCUUGCAAGCCCGGAACAUCCGUUUCACCGUUUUAGCACAGGCAACUUUGACACUCUUUUCAGGGGCAGGGAGGCCAGCUUGCACGACGAGCUUGUGCGGUUUUACGAGCAAAAUUACCAGGCUUGGAAAACAGGCGUGGUUCUGAUGGGCCCCCAGUCGCUCAUUGCUCUCAAGAAGCUGGCAAUCGCAAACUUCUCGGAAUGCAUGCCGUCCCAAAGGACAGAAACGAGCAACGUUCUCAAAACCUGCUGGGCUCCCGUUUACUCGUCGCCCGUUUUCACAGAGUUGGGGAAAAUGGUUUUGAUCGAAAGCGCUAAUACUACGCCUACUUUGAGGAUAUGUUUCCCGUUUACGACAGAUAGCAAGGAAUUGCUUAUCUUCGCCCAUGCGUGGAGUUAUCUGAUGGGCAGCGAAAGCGAAGUCUCGUUCAAUUCGGAGCUUUUCAGAGGAGGUUUGAUCAAAGGAUCGUAUUCUUCCUGUCCUCUGAUUACAUUCAAGGACCGUCUUUUGCAGCUCGAACUGAAUCUGACCAUAGCCGGCACAAGAGACCACCAGAAAAUAUUCGAGUAUCUCAUUCGGUACACCCAGGAAGUGUUUUCUCCCGAUCCGAAGCGCGUCAAGAGAAUGGCCAGGCUGAUGUCGCAGUUCAACUCCAUUGAGCUCUACAAUUUUCUCCACCACGACACCGAGGCGUCCGCUUGCUCACGGUGCCGGAGCCUCGGCCAGCUUCUACUUGAAGACGAGCAGAUCCAUUCUGAGUGGCUACUGAAAAAUGCUCCUUGCUGGGGUUUCAGCGACGCUGGUUAUGACGGGUCGUAUGAGGAAUCUCUGGAGGCACAGACAUGGUGGAAGAAGAAAUCGGAACAGUUCUGUGCGCUAAUGCGCUCGACAGUGUGCAAGAAAAACAUGUUAGCUACCCUGGUAGCUCCCGGCGAUUUUCUGGCACAAUUUGGAAAGCAAGAGUACGAGGUCGAUCCAUACUACGGCUUCAAUUACAAAAUCUUGCCAAUAACAUUCUCCCAGUCCGAUUUUCAGGUGAGGCUGCCACGGCCCAAUCAGUUUGUGGUUGGCCAGAUUGACAACCAGACAGGUCUAUAUGAGCUCUUGAGAUCUACUCUGGAGUCAAGCCGCACUUUUGUCUAUGCAAGCAAGGAGGAAACGACACCUCCAGAGCUGGUCCAUUCGUCUCAAGAAACCCAGCUCUGGUUGAAACGAGACCGUGACAAAUACCGUGGAAAAGCCUACUUUAGUUUCGAGAUUACCAAUGUCACCAUUGAGCCUAGUGUGCAGUCAACCUUGUCACUGGAGAUUUUUUGUGACAUAGUCAAAGAACUGCUUCGCGAAACGCUUUAUCCUGCUCUGGAGCUGUGGUAUGCUUACGAUCUGUUCCACUCAAUGAAGGGCACCUGCGGCUUGGUAAUCCAUGUCUCGGGUUCCACUGUGGGGAUCCACAAUAUUCUCGAAAUAAUGACGAACAAGCUGCGAGAGGUGAGCGAUAAUUUCGUGUCGUUAGUGACGCCUUCGAUGUUCCGCCAGUCUCGCAUCAGGAUCAAAAUGAAGUAUGAGAAUUUGCGAACGCUGCGGUCUCAUGAAUUGGCAUCACUAGGCCUUCUUUCUGUACUUGAGCCAGGAACCUGGCCCUUGGAAGAUCGUCUCGAAACUCUCGAGGAGCUGGACAUCCAGACGGUAGCCACAACGGCCAAGGCCACGUUUGAAAGCUGCCAGUUGAUAGCACUUCUUCACGGCGACGUCUCAAAGUUGGACUACCAGCGCACGGUAGACAUUUUGAAGACGCUUGUGACGGAGUUUGCAGCGCCUCAGUACAAACAGUUGCACACACUGUCGCUUCCGCACGGCUGUAACUACCGGAUCCACGGUUUCUCACCAGACGAGACCAAUGCUCUGGUAUAUUAUUUGCAGCUUGGAGCACGCAAAAACACAAGGGACAGAUCGCUAGCAAGAUUUGUGGCGUACAUCUUGUCGACUUUCUUCACGACAAAGAUCAGAACUCAAUACCAGCUGGGAUACGUUGCGUUUGCUGGGCUUCGUACGCUCAAAGACACUGUGGGAGUUCAUGUGACUAUCAUGAGCGGUGACCAUGAGCCGUUGGCCCUAGAUGCAAAAAUAGACGACAUUGUGGCAGAGUGGAUACGGGAGUUCGAAAAGAACAGCAGCAAAUAUGCAGAGAUUGUCCAACAGUUCAUAAAGUCGCUGAACCAUCCCGUGAACGAGAAUUCAUGUCUGACCUUCGGAACUGUGGGCAGGAGCCUAGGUGACGGGAAGCUGAUCAAGGAGCACCAGAGUUUCUGGAACCAGAUACUGAACCAGUCACUCAAUUUUUCCGCCUCUGGCGAAGAUCAGAUCGAUGUUGCUGUGAUUGAAAAUCUGCGGUUCUCUAGCCUCAUCAAAUACCUCAAGACAAAGCUGGUUUCUGAGGAGCGGUCAAAGCUCUCUAUUAUGCUUUCGACCAGGUUCUCGCAUGAAGAAGCAGCAAUAAAACUUCGGCCCAUACGGUUGCAGACGUUUCUCACUGGAGCAGGCCUUCCCAUCAAGCGGGAAAAGCUGGAACAACUUUUGGCGCAAGCAGGAGACUCGCAAGCACAGCUUGCAAGACUUUUAUUCAAGCAUUACCAAGAGCAAGGAGGCUCACUACGGUUGAUUUCCACAACGGUAAUGAAGCUCACUAAAGACGACGUCGUCGACUGA
Molecule: messenger RNA, 3018 nt
Organism: Ogataea polymorpha
Lineage: Eukaryota; Fungi; Ascomycota; Pichiomycetes; Pichiales; Pichiaceae
Exons: 2
Coding region: 1-3018 (1005 amino acids)
Biological process (GO): peptide catabolic process
Cellular component (GO): mitochondrion; cytosol
Molecular function (GO): metal ion binding; metalloendopeptidase activity
Source: RefSeq, a predicted model, not a curated record